Molecule: messenger RNA, 2316 nt
Organism: Dacryopinax primogenitus
Lineage: Eukaryota; Fungi; Basidiomycota; Dacrymycetes; Dacrymycetales; Dacrymycetaceae
Product: WD40 repeat-like protein
Exons: 3
Coding region: 1-2316 (771 amino acids)
Biological process (GO): proteasome-mediated ubiquitin-dependent protein catabolic process; ubiquitin recycling
Cellular component (GO): cytoplasm; nucleus
Molecular function (GO): ubiquitin binding
Source: RefSeq, a predicted model, not a curated record
AUGAGCGAAGGCCCGCCGAGUCCCCCACCGCCUAGCCCGCCGAGGAAGAAGGCGCGCGCGCUGCAUCUCCAGACACAUGGGAGCACGAGCGGACCAGGGCUGCACCCACUUCCCUCGCCGAGCAACUCUCCCCCUCCGAGCAUCAGCGAGCCCGCCCAAGCAGAGAGCUCAACAGUCACGACGACGUACUCGAACAGUCCGCCUGAGCUGCCGAUCCUCCCGCUUCAGACUCUAAUGUCCCUUCCCAUGCUGCUGACGCAGUACAGCCAGCUCCCAGCCGCGCUCCAGACACACGUCCUCCUCUCCUUGCUCAAGCUCUCCCCGUUGUCCGUCCUGCGCGCUACGGACGGAUUCGUCACCCCCGCUUUGUCGCGCGACUUCCUCUCCCUCCUCCCCACUGAGCUGUCCCUCCAGAUCCUCCAGUGUCUCGACCUUCGCUCCCUUCUCCGCUGCUGCCGUGUAUGCCGCAACUGGCGCGACCUCAUCGACGGCGAGGCCCCCCUCUGGCGCAGUAUUCUCAAGCACUACAAACUCUGGUUUGAAUCGCCUUCGCGUGCCUCCCUGCCACCAUCGAUGCGGCUCAGUGCCCAUCUCCGCCCGCCGGCGAACUACCUACCCACUCUGCGCCCUCCCAACCCAUACAAAACCCUCCUUCGCUACCGCUUGCGCCUGCAACAAGCGCUCACCCAGUGCCCCUCGCAGAUGACGAUCCCCCUCCUGACACAGACUGUCGUCACCUGUCUCCAAAUCUCUGCAACUCGCAUCGUCUCCGCAUCAGACGACCACACGAUCCACGUCCAUUCCCCGAUCGACGGUGCGCUGCUCCAGUCCCUUCAGGGCCACUCGGGCGGUGUCUGGGCACUCCAAUUCGUGCAUAAUACGCUUGUUUCCGGCUCCACAGACCGUACAGUACGCGUCUGGGACCUGAGAACAGGAACUAACACGCAUGUAUUUGCCGGGCAUACGAGCACGGUCCGCUGCCUGCAGAUUGUCGAGAAGGGGGAUAAUGGCACCUGGCCAAGGAGGAGGAUGAUCAUCACUGGGAGCAGGGAUAACUCGCUCAGACUGUGGUAUCUCCCUAGGGAGGGGGAUGCGGAAUACAAAAGCCCGGGAACGGGUGAAGGGGAUACCGAUCGGGAUGAACCCCAACGGAACCCUUACCACGUACGUUUGUUCGCUGGGCACACGAGUGCCGUGCGCGCCCUUGCUGCGAGAGGGAAGACGCUCGUCUCCGGCAGCUACGACUGUACCGUGCGCGUCUGGGACAUGUCAACUGGAGAGUGCAGGUUUGUGCUCUCUGGGCAUGCGCAGAAAGUGUACAGCGUCGCGCUCGACCCUAUACGUGAACGAUGUGCCUCCGGCUCAAUGGACGGUACGGUGCGCAUCUGGUGCCUCGAAACGGGCCAGUGUCUGCACGCCCUCACGGGGCACACGUCCCUUGUCGGGUUGCUCUCUAUCCGUCCUAACCAGCUCAUCUCCGCCGCCGCUGACUCUACACUCCGCGUCUGGUCGCCAACAUCAGGGGACUUGCUCCACACCCUCACCGGCCACCCGGCUGCCAUCACUUGCUUCCUGCACGACGAGUUCCGUGUGCUGAGCGGGAGUGAGGGCAGCCUAAAAAUGUGGGAUGCGGACAAGGGUGAGUGGAGGCGCGACCUCUUGACAGAAGUUGGCGGAGUGUGGCAGGUCGCUGGCUGGGGCCGGAGGGUCGUCAGCGCUAGCAACAGAGGCGAUGAGACGUACUUGGACGUGUUUGAGUGGGGUGGAGAGACGGACGCGGACGGUCUGCUGAUCGACGAUGAUGCCCUGUAUGAUGACGCAAGUGAGGUGAGCGAGGACAGCGAUACUGCCGACGAUGAGGAGGCGGAGCACGAGGCCUCGUAUGAGGGGGAAGACGACGGUCAAGCUUCGCGCAGUGUGAAGGCUGGGCAGAGCCCGUAUCCCCCGGCCGAGCAUGUACGCAGGGUUAUCCGGCAACAAGAUGAGGACGAAAUCAUGUCCCAGUCCUACGGUGACGCCGAAGACGAGCUGGACGUCGAAGAGGACAUCGACAUCCGGCAUGAGCCAGUGCGGCACCUGAAAGCUCCUGCGCAUAUCUCCACGCGUGCGAUGGAGCCUGGGUCUGAGCAUGCUGCGGAUGAAGCGCGGGACAUGGAUCCUUGGGAGCUGUCUACUCCUACCCCUGCUCCUAGGGCCCGGUCCUUCCUCGGUUUUACGGGGCAGAGUCUGCGCUUGCCGAGCGCUUCCUCGAGUAUUGCUGGGUCGAGCAGGGGCAGUCGGGGAAACAGGAGAUGGGGUGAUGAUACGGAGACGUAG